AUGUCUGACGCCGGUAGAAAAGACUUCUCUGACAAAAUCCAAGAAAAGGUUAAGCCUGACAGCGAAAAGGGCUACGUGGAAAAGGGUAAGGAGUACGUGACUGACGCUGCCGACAAGGCGGCCGGAAAAUUGCAACCCGAGGAAAACAAGGGUGUGUUCCAAGGAGUGUCUGACUCCGCCCACAAGGGUAAGGAAGAAGCUCAGGGCAAGUCGAUCUCCGAACAAGCUGGCGAGUACGUGGACGCAGCCAAGACCAAGCUCAACGACGCUGCCGAGUACAUCUCGUCUUCGAUCCACGGCGGCGAGUCCAAGUAA
This is a messenger RNA of Lachancea fermentati, 315 nucleotides long. NCBI's taxonomy places the organism in Eukaryota, Fungi, Ascomycota, Saccharomycetes, Saccharomycetales, Saccharomycetaceae. The record is from the annotation of a GenBank genome assembly.